Molecule: messenger RNA, 1080 nt
Organism: Brassica oleracea var. oleracea
Lineage: Eukaryota; Viridiplantae; Streptophyta; Magnoliopsida; Brassicales; Brassicaceae
Exons: 7
Coding region: 1-1080 (359 amino acids)
Biological process (GO): DNA replication; DNA repair; DNA recombination
Cellular component (GO): nucleus
Molecular function (GO): DNA binding
Source: RefSeq, a predicted model, not a curated record
AUGGCGAUGAAGCGAAAUGGGAAGUCGCAUGUCUCCUCCGACUCUGAUGAACAAUUCAUGUCCUUCAAGGAUGUCUCUCUAGGUCCCCAUGAAGCUCAACUACGCUUCCGACUCAUCCAUUUCUGGGAGGCUCGGAACCCGGUGAAGAAGACACUGAUUGGCCUCGAAAUGCUCCUCAUCGACGAACAGGGAACUGUUAUUCAAGGAUUCAUCCCACCGGGGCUAAUUAAGAAGUACUUGCCAGAUAUGAAACGCGGAUCAGUUUACAUGCUCAUCAAUUUCUACGGAUCGAAAAACAAACCGGUGUAUCGGGUUGCUGAUCAUGUCGCAACCGUGUCUUUCGCAUGGAACUCUGAAAUGUCGGUUCUUCACGAGAUUCCCAUCUCUUUUGAUGAAGACCGUUUCAGGUUUCAUUCACAUGAAGAUUUUGAAGCCAACUGUGAUCUCAAAGGUGACCUCUACGAUGUUAUUGGCCACAUGAAGCUGGUCGAUGGACAGACUCUUAUUGAGCGUCCCAGCCUUGACGAUGUGAAGAUUGCUACCACUCGGCAUAUUGUGAUUCAUGUGCAGUCGCAUGAUGGACCUGUGCUGAAGCUCUACCUUUGGGACCAGGCUGCAACAGACUUUUGCAGGAAAUUCAACUCCUGUGAAAACAUUCCGACAGUGCUUUUGGUCACAACUGUUAACACUAAACGUCUCGGAGGAACCCUUGCCCUAUCCUCUAUGUCCCCCACACGGGUCUUCAUGGACUAUGAUGUCCAACCAACCAGGGAUUAUUUCACCUGGCUGGGCUCUAACCCAGAGAUUGCUAACCAAGUUUGCGCCGACGUCAUCACUAAGCGUGAGACACUGUCUAUAGCAGAAAUAUUCUCCUAUAUGACUCAGGAAUCUGCAAAGGCUGCCUUUUUCGAGUGCACGGCUACUAUUGAUGAUGUUGUUCAUGGCUCUCCUUGGUACUACAUUGCAUGCAGUGGGUGCCAUUCUAAGGCUACCAACGGCCCAAGUUCGUUGAUUUGUACAAACACAAAAUGUCAGAAGGUUAACACAACUGGCGUUCCAGAGUAUGUUACCUCGCCUUAA